Molecule: messenger RNA, 1866 nt
Organism: Aedes albopictus (Asian tiger mosquito)
Lineage: Eukaryota; Metazoa; Arthropoda; Insecta; Diptera; Culicidae
Product: tRNA dimethylallyltransferase
Exons: 7
Coding region: 182-1804 (540 amino acids)
Biological process (GO): tRNA modification
Cellular component (GO): mitochondrion
Molecular function (GO): tRNA dimethylallyltransferase activity
Source: RefSeq, a predicted model, not a curated record
UGGUGUCGCUUGUAUGCCGGCCGGCUGCCGGCCGACGUCGUCGUUUUGACAGUUCUCGGUUCUCGCGUCCGCCGCGUGCUCCGUUGUUGCUGCGGUGAUUUUUUCGGUGCGUGUUGCUGCGAUUAAAUAGUUGUUUUCCGUGGUCGCGUUUACGGAUUUUCCGGUGAUUUCCGUCGCGAAAAUGGCCUCCGCCUCCGCCGCAGUGUCGCGUGUGAAACCGCUGGUAGUGAUUCUCGGCUCGACCGGCACCGGGAAAACGAAACUUUCGAUCGAACUGGCCCGGCGUUUCGGCGGGGAAAUCAUCAGCGCCGAUUCGAUGCAAGUUUACCGCGAUCUGGACAUUGUGACGGCGAAAGCGACCAAAGAGGAGCAACGGCAGGCCCCCCAUCACCUGCUGGACGUUGCCACGCCGGAUCAGACCUUUACGGUGAUCCACUUCCGCGAGCGAGCGGUGCCAAUUAUCGACCGUCUGCUGGCCGAAAACCGGAUGCCCAUCAUAGUAGGCGGAACAAACUACUACAUCGAAAGCGUUCUCUGGCAGAUUCUGGUUGGCAGUGGCGUCCGCCAGGAACGUAUCCGUCGCCGCCGCAGCCCGUCGGAAGAGGAAGAACCCGGCAAAAAGCCAAAACUCGUAACUGGUGGUGGCGACGAUGAUGAUGAUGCGCCUGCCGGCGCAUCCACCAGCAGCGGUGCCGGUGGCAGUAGGCCGGAAGAAAGUAAAAGUGAUUCUGAGAAUGAAAACGCAUCAAAAUUGGCGGCGGUGGCGCCGAUCGAGAAGAAAGUGCGUAUGGAAGAAGAACGACUCGUAAGUGAAAUCAGUGGGGAAGAUAGUGCUGGUGGGAUUGCGCCUGAUCAAGUGGAAAAAGUGCUGCUAAUGACAACGGAUCAGAUGGAGCAGCAGGAGUCUACGCUGCUGCAUGGCGUACUGCGACGGGUGGAUCCAGUCACAGCCGAUCGGCUGCAUCCCAACAACAAGCGAAAAAUUGUCAGGGCACUCGAAGUAUAUCAGCAGGAGGGCCAACCGUUGAGUCGCAUCCUGGAGGAGCAACGUGCUCAGUCCGAUGGCUGCAAAUUGGGUGGACCACUGCGUUACCGUAACGUGGUGCUGUUCUGGCUACGCUGCGAACAGGAAACGCUCAAUGCCCGACUGGACGCUCGAGUGGAUUCGAUGGUCGCGCAAGGCCUACUCGUCGAGAUAAGACAAUUCUACGAACGCUAUGUGAAACCCUACGAGGAUAACGACUUCCAUCAGGGGAUUCUGCAGAGCAUUGGGUUUAAAGAGUUUGUCGGAUAUCUGGAAAAGUUCGAUCAUGAGCACGAUCAGUUGAUUACCGACUAUAUGCGACAGGCCGAUCGAACGGAAGGAAGUCCUCCGGAAGGAUUGCCGCUGCUCCAGAAGUGCCUCGACAACCUGAAACUGGUGACGCAACGUUAUUCCAAGAAGCAAAUUAAAUGGAUAAACCAUCGAUUCUUGGGCAAUUCACGUCGGGAGGUUCCUCCGAUUUACGCGCUGGACACGACCGACGUUGGCAAGUGGAAGGAAAAUGUUUACACCCAAGCCGAGCAGGUCAUCGAAGCAAUCCUGGCGGGUGCGACUCCAUCGAAGGAGCCUCUGCCCAAGCUGACCACGGCGAGGGAAGGUCUGAACGAGGAAACGUCAUUCUUCUGCGACACCUGCCAGCGCACCAUAGUAGGCGAGUACCAGUGGCAGCUCCAUUUGCGUUCCAACAAGCACAAAAAGUGCCUUCAGAGCAAAUCCAAGAAGGCCAAGGAGUCGGGAGAGGGGACUUCGACGAAGGAUUGAUGGAAUGGAAGGUGAGUAGUUCGCAAUUUUGUGAAUUUCAAAAUAGAACUUUCAGUAAAUUA